Molecule: messenger RNA, 2538 nt
Organism: Sander lucioperca (pikeperch)
Lineage: Eukaryota; Metazoa; Chordata; Actinopteri; Perciformes; Percidae
Product: RING finger protein 150-like
Exons: 4
Coding region: 269-679 (136 amino acids)
Source: RefSeq, a predicted model, not a curated record
CUCUCUCUCUCUCUCUCUCUCUCUCUCUCUCUCUCUCUCUCUCUCUCUCUCUCAGCGUCGACUUGGCGACGCGGCAAAGAAAGCCAUCAGUAAGCUGCAACUUCGUACCAUCAGGAAGGGCGACCAGGAGACGGAGUCUGACUUUGACAACUGUGCUGUCUGCAUCGAGGGCUACAAGGCCAACGAUGUGGUCCGCAUCCUGCCCUGCAGACAUUUGUUCCAUAAGAGCUGCGUGGAUCCGUGGCUGCUGGAUCAUCGCACGUGUCCCAUGUGCAAGAUGAACAUCCUCAAAGCCCUCGGCAUCGCCCUGAACGCAGACUGCCUGGACGACCUGCCGCUGGACUACGACCUGGUGGUGGGCGGGGUGGGCGUGGGAGGAGUCGGGGCGCUGGCCCUGGAGGCCGUGGUGUCCGGGGCGUCCAGCGACGGCAUGCUCAGCGACGGUGACUCCGCGGUGGUGCUGGACCCCGGGGUGCGGCGGAUGGGACUCCCUCAGGACUACCAGGACCCCGACACGCUGAGAGACAGCCCUCUGACGGCCACCACGGACACACACACGGGCGAGCUGCAGCCAAUGGCGAGCAGCGCCUCGGUGGCGUCCCUGGUCAUCACCGUGGAAACGGGUCUCUCAGACGAGGAGGGGUCCACAGAGCAGUCUCAUCUGGGGGACAAGUCCUGAGAGGAGGCACACCAGGACCAGAACCAAAACCAGGAACCCCCGGAGGCCAAAAACAGACUCAAAUCAGGUUCCGAUUUUUUUGAACUUCAGAGAAGCUGGAGCUGCGGAGGAGGACUGCCCGGACUGAAACCAGAUCCGAACUAAACCUGACUGCACUAAGACUGAGCGCAACCCCCGGGACCUGGUUCUGGUUUUAACUGGUUCCAAGUGGAAGCUUAAAACCCAGAACCAGCACCAUUGUUGGACUGCGUUUCUUUCCCCCCUCUUCGAACCUGUGUGAUGUAGAACUUAGCUAAACCAAAUCAACCGGUCUGUUGAACUGGACUCGAGCCAAGCUAGAAGCCCGGUCUAGACUUUAACGGGUUUUCACAUAGCGGCCACCAGUUAGAUAAACGUGUGUGUGUGUGUGUGUGUGUGUGUGUUUUGGUUUUGAUCUGGACUCAAAAGGACCUGGUUUGGCUUAGUUUUUAGUCUCCACCUUGGACGCUUCUUGCGAGGUUAAACCCAGGACAUAAACUGGGAAAUAGCUCCGUCUGCCGGUCUGUUGUCGCUUCACCUGCCCACAUUUCAUUUUGUUUUUAGAAACGGACUCCCCCUCCCCCGACGUCUCUCCUGGUCCGAACCCAUCGGCCAUUAAACCCCUCCCGGUGACAGAAAGGAGCUCAAAUAUAAAUCCAGACCUUCGUAUUUUUCAGAAUAUUGUAGAACUUGUCGCGACAUUUGCCUCCCGACGGAUGGGAUUUUAAACUGAGGAGGAACACGAGGACGACGCGUGAGAACAGGGUAUAAAACCUGAGAAAGUCAGCUGCCAAAAAAGAUGACUCGCUCUUCGAAAAAGGGUCAAUAUUAUUCUCCUCCGUCGGGAAACCUGGAGGAUCUUUUGAGAGAUGUGAGAACUUCACAAAGUUUUUUUUCUGUGAGCGAUCCAGGCCAGGGGAUUGCGUAUUUGUACCUUCGGUAAAGGAGCGCUCUUGACUUCGGCAGCGUUGUUGGAAUAUUCUGUUACCUGGUUUUCACCGGUCACAGGUUUCCAGGUCUGGGUUUCUUGGAUUUAAUCUCUGGUUACUUAAGCUCAUUUUAAUUUGGCUGUUUGUUGAUUCCUGUGACGUCUGCAGUGACUGACUUUUCAAUUUCUGGAAAGUAAGACUUUUACGUUUUUUGAAAAGGACACACCAGCUUCUCUGGGCAGUUUCUUUUUUAAGUUUGUGCUAAAAACAAACAAAUAUUGGACUCGUCGUGGCAGUAUUACAGUUACAGUUUGAUUGCAGUAUUUAAUAGACAACUACACACAGUAUUCUUUUAGUUUUUCUCUUUUUUUUUUUUUUGCCUGUCAGUAUAAUUCAAGGCUCAUUUUUAUCUUAACAGUACAUUAGUAAAGACAGUAUUUGGUUUGGGUGUUUUCUGUCCGCGGCUGUGUUUCCACAGUCCUUUUUGGUGUUUUAAGCCCCCAACGUCGCCUUCCAGGCAGCGCUGCCUGGAAGGCACUAGGAUUAGGCAAUGGUUAGGGUUAGGUGCCUUGAAGUCAACGGUCGCAGCGCUGCCUUGAAGUCAACGUUGGGGGCUUAAAACACCAUCGAGCGUUUCCACACAGGGUUCCUAUGUGUGUCUGGGGAAAACCAAGACACGGGUUUGCGGGGUUGUACAGAAUAAUAUAAGGUAUAAAAAUAAAUAAAAAAGUUGAUAAAAUGUAGAAUUUCAAUACAACAAAUAUUAGUGGCUGUACAGCAUAGAUGGAAAUAAGUAAAAGGUAUGAAAGUAGUGACCGAUCUUGCAGCGUGGCUCUUAACGUAACGUACGGAUCGUUCGGUGAGAAAUGCUGCCAUCAUUUCUCCUAAAUAGUUUCUCUGUAAACACCGUUU